CAUGCCAAAUGAGACUUUUCAUCUGUAAGAUUUUUCUUUGCACAGUUUGAUCCAUUGUACGAUUUAGUAACUACAGUAAUCUGUUAGAAAUAAAGAAAAUGAAAGGGAAGUUGGUUAGAGGUCUCAUCACUUCCGCUCAGCAAUUGCUUGCCAUUGUUGACACCGUUUCUAUAGGGAGCAGUCCCCUGAGAUUGUAACGGUAAUUCUUUCAGGAAUACGAAAAUGGCGCUAGGGGAGUCGAUGAACGGCGGGAUCGCCGCCUUAGGCGGCGGAGACAUUGAGGACGGGCAUUUGAUGGAAUUUCUGGAGGCUAUCGCACCAGUGGGUCAUCCCUCCGGCGUUGUGGCUGAAGCCACGGACGCUUCGGUUGACACUUCCGAUGACCAAAUUACCCCAUUGCUGCCCAAACCGGAGAGGUCUAAGAUCAACAUCUUUACUAUCACGUACCCUAAGAGAGAGUCUAAUAAGGAGGAAGUGAAAAGAUCAGAAUCCGAUAGGUCGCCGUUUUUGCAGUUUAUAUUAUGGGCGUGGAGUGGAUCAAAGUACUCUGGUCUACUAUGUAUGGCCUUCUCAUCUGUAAUCUAUUGUAUUAUGGAUGUUGUUUCAGAUAUUUUUUCAGUUCAAUCAAUUUCCCUUUUCGAAAUGGCGUUCACAAGAUGUACAUUACUCUUGAUUAUAUCGCUUGUAUGGUUGAAGAGAACCAGGCAGCCAAUCUUUGGCCUGAAGAACGUCACUACACUUUUGGUUUUAAGAGCCGUGAUUGGAUAUUUAUCAUUAUUGAGUUUCAUUUACUGCAUUCAAAGGUUACCAUUGUCCCAGGCUGUUGUAUUGAGUUUUACGACUCCAAUUGUGGCUGCAGUUGGUUCACGGUUCAUAUUGCAUGAAAAGAUGAAUCUUGCUGAAAUUGGAGGUCUAGCAAGCAGCUUCUUUGGUGUGCUCUUUCUUUUUCAACCGAUGAUCAGUUCAGAAGGAGCUUUGCUAGAUAUUGGAGAAGCUAAUGCUUCAUAUGUCAAUGGAUACCAUCAUUCCUAUGCAGUUUUGGUUGGUCUAUGUUCAUCUAUUGCUGGCGGAAUCAGCUACUGUCUUAUAAGGGCAGGAGCCAAGACAACUGAUCAACCAGUGGUCACAGUUUUCUCCUUUGGUCUAUUUGCAAGCCCUGCUGCUGGAAUAUGUACAUUUGCUUUUGAAAAAUUUGUGCUUCCAAGUUGCUAUUCUCUCUUUCUUAUGAUUGUGCUUGGUGUACUGGCUUUCUUCGCUGAGAUAACUUUGGCAAGAGGACUUCAGCUUGAGAAAACAAGCAGAGCUGUCAAUGUACUCUAUAUUGAGGCAGCUCUAUCACAGUUGUUGCGAAUGGGUUCUUCAAGAAUCGCAUCCUUUAGUAAGUUAGUUGGAUGUUCACUUAUUUUGAUCUCAGCCAGUUUCACGCUGAUCUCUUGUGGACCUGAAUGAGACUGAAAGGACUAUGAACAGCAUAUUUCUCUAUCGUGUGCGACCAUGUACCUGCUUCUAUUCUUUCUUGUAUUGAUUCUUGUUUUUGUAAACUGCAAUAUUAUAAUAAAUAUAAAAAACAGUUCACAAAAUGUGCUAUUGCAUGAUAUUUUCCAUACAUGUAAAGUUUACCUGUGGUGAUGGGGGUUUAGAAUUU
Cuscuta europaea is the source of this 1645-nucleotide messenger RNA. Lineage: Eukaryota; Viridiplantae; Streptophyta; Magnoliopsida; Solanales; Convolvulaceae. The record is from the annotation of a GenBank genome assembly.